AUGAAGGCCGCAGGCGCUGCAAGCCAGAAGGACCACACAGUGUACACGCUGCGCUUCAGCACCGGCUUUGGCAGGGGCUGUGGUCUUGAUGUUCCAGGCGCUGGCGUGCAGGUCUGCCUUAUUGGAGAGGACGGCCAAGCUUUGCUGCACCGCAUCUCCCCUCUCAACGACCCACUCGCAGCUGAGCAAGACGCCCUGGCCAUCUGCAAGGUGGUGGACAAGGAGGCUGGCGCUGACUGCAAGCGCGUGCUCAAGGCGGCCUCCACCAGCCGCGCGCGCUCCGCCGCCCUCAAGCAGCGAUUCCAGGGGGGGGCCGUUGACGAGGUCUCCUUCCUCGGGCCGGAGCUGGGCCCGAUUGCCUCGCUGAUGGUGGCGCCUGAAGAGGGGUCCUGGAGAGUGGAUGAGGUGACGGUGUGCUCGUCGCGGACGCGCCACACCGACCGGUUUGUGUGCCGUGAGGCGCUGGGCUACGGCGGCGUUCCUGCCGGCUUCCUGGCGCCCGUACCCGCCGACUCUGUAGUCUAUGGCAGCGGCGAGAGCGCCGUCAUCCUCUCAAGGGAGCAGGCUGCGAUGCUGCACGCGGCAGGCAUGCUGGAUUAUUCUUCGCUCAAGGACCGAAUCUUGGUCACAACAGCGGCGCUGGUGGCGGCCGGCUCUUCCCUCUGCUACAGCAUGGGAGGCUGGCCGGCCACCGAGCCCUUCCUGGCUGGAGGCGCUGUGGGGCUGGCGUACCAGUCCAUGCUGCAGGCCAACGUCGACUCUCUACCCGGCAGCGGCGCCUACUCAACCCGGGUGAUACUGCCGGGCCCGGCUCAGACGCUGCAGCGCAUAAUGGGCAGCAGCACGGUGCGCCUGAUGGCGGUGGCCGGCCUCUCACUGGGCGCUGUCUGGGGCCUCAAGGCCUCCAGCGGUGGCAGCAGCGACGAUGUCCUUGCCCUGCAGCAGAUCCUCGAGGUGCGCCAAGUGCUGACUGGGCUGAUGGGCUUCAUGAUGUACAAGCUGGCGCUCGUGGGCUGCUCCGCCGUCCCCACUCCGCCACAUCAGCACGCCACCGAGGAGGAACGCCUCAUCUGACGCGCGCCACAGCAACCAGCCACAUCAGCACGCAACUGGAGGAGGCAACGCCGCGCUCCGCUCGCCAUGCCACAUCAGCACGGGUAUAAACGAAAGACUCUUCUUGUGCCUUAUAAACGACAAGGCCUAUCUGGUUGCUGCCAGCAGUAUCUG
Coccomyxa subellipsoidea C-169 is the source of this 1227-nucleotide messenger RNA. RefSeq lists its product as hypothetical. The record is from RefSeq and is a predicted model, not a curated record. The transcript has 9 exons. NCBI's taxonomy places the organism in Eukaryota, Viridiplantae, Chlorophyta, Trebouxiophyceae, Coccomyxaceae. Bases 1 to 1074 code for a protein of 357 amino acids.